Messenger RNA from Prosopis cineraria, 5993 nucleotides. RefSeq lists its product as uncharacterized. The annotation marks the transcript as partial. The record is from RefSeq and is a predicted model, not a curated record. The transcript is spliced from 6 exons. Gene Ontology annotation, biological process: negative regulation of DNA recombination; nucleosome assembly; chromosome condensation. Gene Ontology annotation, molecular function: nucleosomal DNA binding; double-stranded DNA binding. Gene Ontology annotation, cellular component: nucleus; nucleolus; nucleosome. Lineage: Eukaryota; Viridiplantae; Streptophyta; Magnoliopsida; Fabales; Fabaceae.
UAUUUUUGCUGUUUACCUCCUUUAUUUUCAUCAUGCCCCUUUCGGGUUCUUCCCCUAGGUCAGACGAUACGUACAGCGAUCGGGACUCUCAACGAUAGAGAUGGGUCCAGCAAGAAAGCCAUCGCCAAGUUCAUAGAACAAGCCUAUCCGCGCCUUCCUUCAACUCACCCCGCCUUGCUGACUCAGCAUUCGAAUCGCUUGAAGACCAGUGGUCGUCUUGUUAUGGUCAAGAAAUCUUACAUGCUCCCUAAAUCCGAUGCCUCCCCUUCUGCCGCCCAGAGAAGACGGGGUCGGCCCCCCAAGCGCAAGCCCAACGCGGACCUGCUGCCUCAGCCUGGCGUUCGACAAAACGCCAACCCUGUGUUCUUUGCGCUUGGUCUUGAAGAUGAGCCCGCAAACCCUGAGGUGAUAAGAAAGGGUCCCGGUCGUCCACCGAACGCUGGCACGAACAUAGUGGACCAGCCUGGGCCGUCUGCGAGGAGGGGGCGACCGCCUGGGUCGAAAAGACCUGGGCGUCCUCCCAAGCGCAAAUCUGAGUCGGCCUUUUCUAAUGGGACCAAAAGGCGUCCUGGCCGCCCUCCUAAAAAUGAAACGAACGUAAGGGCCAUCCCUUUUGCUCCUCCCGGUCCCGCUGUACCCGCCGAAACCGUAACUGCUAGCAUUGGUACCUCGGUGCCGCCAGAUGCUAGCUUACCAAGUAUAUCUCCAAGAGGUCGAGGAAGACCAAAGAAGAGUGCAGCUGCAGUGCCACCACAAGCUGUUGGACAUGGUAGUGGUGGUAGCGGCCAUGGGCGCAGCCCAGGUGGGGGACUUUUGCCGGGACGGCCUCCUCCGACUGUUGCAGGGGUUAGAAGACCCAAAGAUCCCGCGUUAAAAUCUGUCGGCCGGCCAAAGAAGGGAACAUUUGUUGAGCAUGAGUUGAGGAGGAAACUUGAAUAUUUUCAAUUAAAAGUCAAUGAAUCUCUUGGUUCGAUCAAGCCCCAUUUUAACAUUGCGAGUCCAGUCAGUGCAAUUGCAGCAAUUCAAGAAUUAGAGGGACUAGCAACAAUGGACCUUAAUGUGCCAUUAAGAAAUGAAACUCAGGAACUGUUGCCACAGCAAUAGCGAGUCUGUCAUCCACAGAUAUCCACUGCAAUUACUGUAGAUGCCAUCGAAGCAUUUAAUUUAAACGCAGUGAUUAUUUCCACCAUAUGAAUCUGGUUCAAGUUAGGAAGAUGUGCAUGAGCCCCAAAUUGAUGUUGAACAAUUCGCAUAAGUGUUUUCGAGAAGACGCAUGAGGUAUGCUUGAUUUGGAUGAAACAUUGGUUUGUGCAUAUGAGACGUCAAGUUUACCAGCCACACUUCGUUCUCAAGCAAUAGAAGCUGGUUUGAAUUGUUUUGAACUGGAAUGUAUAUCUUCAAAUAAGGUGUAUUACUUGAUAUCUUGCAUUGGCCUGUUUAGAGCUGAAUAUUAUGAAUUUACUUGAGCAUGUUGAACUUUUAAGGAAGGAGAUGGAAAACCAAAUGUCAAUUAUGUUACGGUUUUUGAACGUCCUAGUUUGAAGGAAUUCUUAAGGCAACUUAGUGUAUUUGCUGACUUGGUGCUAUUCACUGCUGGUCUUGAAGGUUUGCAUCAUAGUUUGAGCUGCUCACGUGCUUCUUCUUCCUUUUCCUGGGAGUUUUUACCAUUUUGCAAAAUAAUAUUCAUCUAUUUAUUCUCACUGUUUAUGCUAGACCCCUUGUUGACAGAUUAGACAUGAAAAACUGGUUUAUUCUACGACUUUAUAGACCCUCAAAAAACUAGCACGUAAAUGUUUCUACCUUGCUUUUCAUUCAGAAUUCGACGUCUACCUGAUUAGUUGUCAUAGGGUCAUGGAUCAUAAGGAAUUAGAAGUUCAACUAUAUGAAGUGAUGGCUGAUUGAAAGUAGUCUCAAAUUGGUUAUGAAUGUGUGAUUCGAACCACCGUGGCAGAGUUGUACAGCUCAUCAUUUUUAAACAAAUCUUCGAGAGAAUGAUUCUUUACUUUCAUUAUAUUACUUGCUACAAUCUAUGCAGAUGCGGUGAGCAACAAUCCUGAACAUCUAAACCUUUAAACCCUGGACUCUAAAACCCAAAAACCAUAAACCCUAAAUCUUAAACCCCAAAACCAUCAAAACCCCCAACCCCUAACUCCUAAACCCUAACCCCUUACCCUUAAAACUCUAAACCUUGAACCUUUAAAUCCUAAACCCGAAAUCCUUGAACACAUGAACACUUAAACCUUUAACCCUAAACCCUAAAAAAAAUCCUAAACCCCUAAAUCCCAAACCCUUAAAUCCUAAACCCUAAACCCCUAAAUCCCAAACACUUAAAUCCUAAACCCUAAACCCCCAAACCCUAAGCCAUUAAAACAUCAAACACUUAAACCCCCAAACCCUAAAAAAACCUUAAAUCCCCAAACCAACCUUGAAACCCGAACCUCGAACCUUAAAACCCUAAAACCCUAAACUCUUAAACCAUCUAAACCACAACUUGAAACCUCGAACUGCCGACUUCGAAAACCUGAACCCCAAAAACCAAACCCAAACCCCAACCCUAAAACACUAUAACCUAAAACCUUAAACCCUAAACCUUAACCCUGUGAAAGCCGAACCCCAAACCCUUAAACCAUAAAGCCUAAACCCCAAACACCUAAACCCUAAACCUUUUAAAAAAACCCUAAACCCCUUAACCCUAAACCACAAUCCCUUAAACUCUAAACCCCGAACCCUAAAAUCGUAAAACCAUAAACCCCUAAACCAUCAAAACCCUGAACACCUAAACCCUUAAACCCUAAUAAAAAAACCCUAAAUCCCUAAACCUUGAACUCUAAAAAUGUAAAACCAUAAACUGCUAAAUCAUCAAAACCCCAAACACCUAAACCCCUAGCUCCUACCCCCCCAACCCUCAAACCCCAACCCUAAACCCUUAAACCUUAAAAAAAAACAACCCUAAACCCUAAACCCAAACCCUUAAACCAUAAACUCUUAACCUCGAACACCUAAACCCUAAUCUUAAACCCCACAUGCCUAAACCCUAAACCCCGAACACCGAACCUUAAAAACGAAAAACCAUAAACCCCUAAACCAUUAAAACCUCGAACACCUAAAACCCUAAAUCCCUAAACCAUCAAAACCCCAACUUGAAACCCCAAAUCCUUGACCUCAAAAACCUAAACCCCAAAACCAAAACCUCCAACCGUAAAACUCUAAAAUCUAAAACCCUAAACCCUAAACCUUAACCCCUAAACACCGAAUCCCAAACCCCUAAACCCUAAACCUUAACCCCUAAACACCGAAUCCCAAACCCCUAAACCCUAAACCAUCAAGCCUAAACCCUAAACCUUAAACCCUUAUAAAAAAAAACCUAAACCAUUUAAUCCUAAACCCCAAACCCCUAAACGUUAAACCCCGAACCCUAAAAAGUCAAACCAUAACUCCCUAAACCAUUAAAACCUCAAACACCUAAACCCCUAAACUCUAAACUCUAAACUCUUAAACCUUAAACCCUAAACCUUGAAACCUAAGCCCAAAACUUCAAACCCUAAGCCCCUAAACCAUCAAAACCUCGAACCUUAAAAAUCAAACCCCCAAACCUCAACCACCAACACUAAAACCCUAAAACCUAAAACCCUAAUCCCUAAACUCUAACCCCCUGAACCUCGAACCCUGAAACCCAAAACAUCGAACCCCGAAACCAUCAACCCUCAACCUUAAACCUUAAAAAAAAAAAACCUUAAACCCAACCCCUAACCCCAACCACAAACCCCUAAACCCCAAGCCUGAAACCUCGAACAUCGAACCUCAAAACCCAAAACCCCUUGAACCCUAACUCUUAAUCCCCAACCCCAAACCCUACCUAAAAACCCUAACCCCCGAACCCCCGAAACCUGAAACUCUAAACCAUAAAAAAAGCCCUAAACCUUGAACCUUGUAACUCAAACCCCGAACCCUAAAACUCUAUCGGUUGGCUAGAAUAAGCUUAAAAAAUCUUAGAGCUUAGCUUGAGAGUUUAGAAAUUCUCUACUUCUAGCAACCUGAACAAGCUUCAAGAAAUCUAAGCAAUGGGCUUAGUCCAAAUUCUAGAAUUUUUUUCUCAUUAUUAACAAAAUUCAAAAAUCUUAAUUUUUUAAGAUAUAAAUUGGAAUUGAAUAAAAAAGAAAAGUAAAAUAAAAUAAUAUUUAAUAAUUAAGUCAUUUGAUUAAACCUGAAUAAGUCCAAAAGCUUGAGAUGUUAGAGUCAGGUUUAGCUAUACGAGUUUUUUUAUAUGUUCGAAUAUUUUAAACUGGAUCUAAAUAAGUUAAGCUUGCUUAAAUUACCCACUCUAAUUAAAAAUAACUAAAACUAAUUUUUGAAGGAUGUAAUCAUGCACUCCAUGAUUUACCAGCUCGUCUUUAGCUAAAUGGUUGAGAAAUGGUAGUGUGUACGUCGAGCUGUAGCUUGAUGCCGGUUUUUUUUUUUUCUCUCUCUCUCUCUCUCUCUCUCUUGUGGCAACUUUCCCAUUAACUCAAGAAUGUUAUUUCCAUCUUUUUCCCUUACAUUUUAUUAUGAACAUGAUCCAAAGCUAGCCACUAAAUUUCUUGACUCCAAAUUUGCAUGAACCCUAAGUGUGGAAUUUAAAAAUAAUCAAGAUCAAGCAAAUAUGUGUAUAGAUAUAGCUAACUACCUAACUCUUAGUUAAGGUUAAUAAAUAUUGGGGGUCAAAAAGAAUUGUUGAGCAUAUUUUAUAUAAUAUAAAAAUAAUCCUUGCUAACUUGUUGAGAACACAUACAGAUUCAAACUCAAGGAAUAAUUAUUGUCUAAAUAAUUGCAAUAAUAAUUAGAAUAAUAAGAAUGAGGUAGAUUAAGUAUCUUGAAAAGAACUAAGAAACUACAUUUAUAUCAUUAUUCUUUAACUUGACUUGGUGUCUGUGAGUGAUGAAGUAAUUUAAGGACAACUUGUAAAUUUAUUGUAUUUUAAUGAAGUAAAAAACAAAACACACACACUUUAUUUUAUAUUAAAAUAAAAAAUGAAGAAAAAAUAAAACAAAAAAAAGUUAUUAGAGUACAUUGAUAUGUAUGAAUAUUAAUUCUUGUUAGAAUAUAAAAAGAAUAAUUGUAAAUAUAUAUACUCAAUCCAUCAAAAUACAGCUCGCGUAGGCUGGCCCAUGGGCUGACUGUAGUCCAUUUGUACAGUACUCAUUGUAACUACAAGUCCUCUGGCUCACCGAACCCUUGUCCGCUUCGCUCAUCUCAGUUCUCACCAACAGCCCCGUCUUCUUCUUCCUCCUCCUCCGGCACAUUUCAAUCUUCUUCCUCUGACCAGUGCUCCUCUCUCGACUGUCGCGAUUUUUACUUGGGUGCAUGCUCGCCAUUCUCUGACUCACGGUCACAAUUUUACGGUGCUUGCUGAUCUCGGUCACCCAAUCUUUGCUUCAACCUCCAGGUUGAUUUGAUUGAAGAGAUAGGGUGAAAAUGCCACGUCUUAAAAGAACGCGCAAUUGGCCUCUACUAUCGCAUGAAAAGUUGACCUCUGAAUCUCAACAAUUACACUCUCACCAUGAUACUCAGUUUCUCAGAACAUGCAUCAUAGAUUCCGCUCUAUAUGACCCAGCGAGGAAGCAAAGGGAAAUGCGAAUGAAGCAACAAUGUUCUGAAUUCACAGUGGAAGGUCAACGGCCACUUCCGAUGGAUGAAUAUAGGAAUGAACUCCUAGAUGAAGUUAAAUGUGCAUUGGAUCCAUAUGAAUUGGAGAUGGCGUCGGUUGUCUUGGAAGAUGGAGAUAAACUAAAUUUUUUUUUCGGUGUCAUGCCAGCAUAAAAAGUAAAAUAAUAUGUAUUAAGUACCUAGUGAGGCACAUGAAAAAAAAUGUUUCCAAAAGAAGAAAGCAAGGAUGAAUGAAAGGAAUUGGUUUAAAUGUUGUGAUAUUGUGACUUGUGUGAUGUAUGUAAUGUUGUGACUUGCAUGAUGUAAGUGCUGAAUAUUUAUGAGGGUGUGUGAAAUUGUCAUGUUGCUUA